AUGGCUGCCAUCAAGGCUUUGGAGCAGUGGUGUAAAAUGCACUGUGAGGGCUACCGAGAUGUGGCCAUCACCAACAUGACGACUUCAUUCAGGAACGGAUUGGCUUUUUGUGCGCUUAUACACAAGUACAGACCGGACCUGAUAGACUAUGACUCACUCAGAAAGGAGGAUGUGUUCGAGAACAACAGACUGGCUUUUCAGGUCGCAGAGGAGAAGUUGGGGAUCCCAGCGUUGUUGGAUGCAGAAGACAUGGUGGCUUUAAGGAUCCCAGACAGGCUGAGCAUUCUUACCUAUGUCUCCCAGUACUACAACUACUUCAAGGGACGGCCUCCCAUGGGAGGUGUAAAAAGGCCAGCAGAGGGCUCCAAGGAGGAGCCAUCAGAGAAGAAAAAUCUCCCAGUGGUUGCCAAAACCUUUAUGCCCAAAACCGCCAUUGAGAAUCGUUUACCUUCCACCGUCACCGCUCAGACCUCACCUAAGCCGGCCCGAGCUGCUGUUCAGAAGGCGGUUCUGGCAGAAAACGCCAACAAACAUGGCACUCUCAACAGCAAAUGUGUUGCGUGCAAGGGUCACGUUCAUCUGGUUGAGAGGCACUUUGUGGAAGGCAAGCUCUAUCACAGAAGCUGUUUCAAAUGCAGUGAAUGCUCCAACGUGCUUCAUGCAGGAGGCUACAAACCUGGUAAGAAUCCAGACACUUAUAUCUGUAGCGCCCACCAGAACAGUUGCAAAGCUUCCUCCUCCGAGCCCGGGAUAAAAAACGGACCCGCCGGUUCAGCUGGCCGAUUAGAUAGUGCCAGCCAGACCCAGCCUGCACCACGCCCCUCCUCUGUGCUGUUGGCCCCACUGAAUAUUAUUGUGAAGCCAGUCGGUCCUACUCCAUCCGCUAAGUCCUGGACGGCCUCAGCCCAGAAGACGCAGUCGGCCCGGCAGAGGUUUUUCCAGGCUGCGCAGCCAGUCACAGAGGCCCCAACAGGUAACAGAAAGUCCACAGAGCUCUCAAGUGUUUUAGGAAGGCCAAAGGUCCAACUGAGUCCUGAUGAUGAGAAGAGCAGAGCCAGGACCACAGUUGGAAAGAAAUUGGCUGAAGAAAACUGCAAUAACAACAACAAACGGCCGUUCACCAUCCGAUCAGCAGAGAGGCGGUUUGGAGACGAGCCAAGUUCAGCUGGCGGCCCCGGUUUGAGAAAGGACAAACUCAGCCAAGACCCAGCAGGAAACUGGGCAGGACAGCCCUCCACCAGCCAGACAAACAAUAAGGAAUCGCCAUGUCUGAAGGCCAUCAACAAAGACAACACAAGGCUAACAACUGUACACACAACCGCCAAAGAUCCAGUCUACAAGUGGCAAUCAAAGCUGAAACCUUUGAAAACCGAGCUCGUUCUGAAAGAGAAUGAAGCCAGUACUGAGCAACAGAAGGCUGCAGUCAUGACUUCCUCUAAUAUCUCCAUCAGUACAACCAGACCUCCCUCAGCUCCGACACCUGCAGUACCUCCGGUUAGCCUUGCUGUGUUUGAUCCUGCAAACUUUAAGAAAGUCUCUCCCCAGAAACCUCCAUUUGGCUCUGGAGACCUGGGUUUUAAACAUGGGAGUCACUCGUCUGUGAAACCCCCACCCAGACGGCCAGCUGUGGAAUCUAUUAGCACUCCGACCGCCCCAGCCAAUCACGGAAAUCCACCAGGCGCUAAAAAGGGAAAGUAUUUGUCACCCACCAACGCCUCCAGGACUGAAAUGAGGUCACCCUCUGUGAAGUCUUAUCAUGUUCCAGUGGAGCAGAUUGAGAGGGAGCUGAAUGAUAUUGAGACAAACUUGGCUCAGCUGGAGAAGGAGGGCGUGGAGCUGGAGAAGAAACUCCGCAGCUGUGAGGAAGAGGGAGAGGGAGACAUAUUGAUGGACCCACUGAUGGUUGACUGGUUCAACCUCAUUCGAAAAAAGCAGAUGUACAUUAGAAAGGAAUCAGAGCUUGUUUACACAGCCAGGACUCAGGAGCUGGAGCAGCAGCAGCCAGGUGUGGAGGGGGAACUUCGCAGGCUGCUGGAGAAGCCAGAUCAUUUGAAGUCCAGAGAGGAGCAACAGCGGGAGAAGAAGCUGAUGCAGAGGCUGGUGGAGAUCGUAGACGGCAGAAAUGCGAUUGUGGAGGGUUUGGAUGAAGACAGGUUGAGAGAAGUCGAGGAGGAUCAGCAGUUGAAUGAAAUGAUGCAAAAUCUUGGAGUAAAGAAAGCCAAAAAUAAAAGGAAAUCCUCCAUCUCAAAACUGUUCAGGCGGAGAAGUAAAAGACGAGUGGAAUGAUCCUCAAAAGCACUUUUUACUAAACUUUCAUACAGAACUGAAAGUCAUCCUUUUCUUAUUUUCUUUAUUAUUAUUAUUAACCCUUUUUAAAAAUUCUAAGGAUUUUAUAUUUAAAUAAUGCAGCAUAUAGUGUGCUAAUAAGAGGGCAGAUGAAGAGAUGUCAAAUUACGAAGCAUAAUAUGGAUCAAGUUAUGUAUUUGUAGUUUUGCAAUAUUUCAAAAUAAAUGUUCACUUAAAAUGUUAUUUUUGUUCCAUGCUCACCUUCAGCUCUGUUUGCUGUCACUUAAGUGAAGUUAUUUCUAAAUAGCUUGUAAUUCACCCUUUGCUUUUUUCACAUGAAGUAUUUUUUUACAGUAGUUUUUCACAGUUUUUUCAAAAGGUGCUUAAUUAUGUGGCAAAUACAGCCGCGAGCGUUUCACUUAUAUUGAUUACACCACAGUACACGAGUGUCACAAGAGAAAAUGCCAUCAUUCAUGGAUAUGUUUGUUAUGUGAAGAUAUCAUAUAUUUAUUCAAUGAUGUACCUAACUCAUACAUUUAGCAAAUCAACCUGCACUGGUCAAAGAAAUUGGAUUUUAGGUGUUAAAAACAGAAACUAUCAUGAUUUACAAAUUACAGAGUGAACACUGGCUGUUCCACAUGCAAAUAGGAAUGAGCAGAAUAAAUGUGUAAUCCUUCAACAGUCUUGAUCCAAAAUGAAAUUAUUUCAGUAUUUAUUUAAUAAUGGAUUUUAGCAAAUUUCCUGUAAGGAUAUUAGCAGGAGAAAAAGCCUUGACAAUUAAGUUUUGAAUGGCUGUGGAGUGUAAAAUGGAGAGCCACACAUGUUGAGCUGCCUUGUUGCAGACUGUAGUUCCUCUCUCUCACUGUACUGUAGGUGGCAGCCUGGGUAUGCUGUAUCACAAGCAGAGAACUUGGAAAUCCAAUUUGCCACAGUAGGGACAGUUAAUUUCUUUGCUAAUUUUAUAAAUGCUGCAAAAAUGUUCAGCUGUGCUGAUGCAAUAAUGUUAUGUGAAAGAGGAUUAGGUAGAGCAGUAGCUUAUGGCCGGGGAAGGCUUAUAAACUAUAGGUUGUAUUGAGCUCUUUAUCUUCAAACCGGGUUUAAUUAAACAUUACUCUUUACUUAUAUCUGCAUCAGAAAUGCUCCGUACCUGAGCUAUUAAAAUGUUCGAACGAUGUGUGGAGUCUCUCAUGUGUGAAAAUGGCGAAUGUACUGU
Molecule: messenger RNA, 3499 nt
Organism: Chelmon rostratus (copperband butterflyfish)
Lineage: Eukaryota; Metazoa; Chordata; Actinopteri; Chaetodontiformes; Chaetodontidae
Gene: micall2a
Product: mical-like 2a
Exons: 17
Coding region: 1-2286 (761 amino acids)
Molecular function (GO): protein binding
Source: RefSeq, a predicted model, not a curated record